This is a messenger RNA of Saccostrea cuccullata (small rock oyster), 2996 nucleotides long. RefSeq lists its product as uncharacterized. Bases 112 to 2190 code for a protein of 692 amino acids. The transcript has 2 exons. The record is from RefSeq and is a predicted model, not a curated record. Lineage: Eukaryota; Metazoa; Mollusca; Bivalvia; Ostreida; Ostreidae.
UUAAUUGUAGAGAGAACUUCAUGUUGGCCAGAGAAAACUUUUAAUGAAAAACUGGAACAGCUCAAAGAAAGCGAGGACUAUGAGUUUCGAAUCCAAAAACUAAUAAGUUUUAUGAAUAUUGAAACUUAUAAUCUUUACUCAAAUCAACGUGAUCACGUGGAAAACAAUGACUUUAAGGACAUCGUUAAGAGAGUAGAUUACCUUGACUGUUCAGGUCUUCAGAUUACUGAUGCUGAAAAGCAGAGUAAAAGUUUUGAGCCGUUCUCUCAAUCCAGUGUUGAGGAUUUUCUUGAAUGGAUGACAGACUUUAACAAAGUCUUCAGAAAGACACAGUCUCCAAAAUGUCGUCUCAUUUUAUCUCUCCUUUUCUCUGAAUAUACAAAAAAAGCAAUGCUAGAAUUUAAACCAAAAGACCUUUCAUUAAUUAUUUAUCCAUGCCUGGAAUUCGCUAUUGAAAAUCAAAACCACAUAUUGAUUUUAGAGAUUGUGAGGUCGUACCUAAUUGAUUUUGAUUUUCAUUUGAGUAAACUGUUUAAAGACAAGAAAAGAAUUUCUUCUUUUAUGGACACUUUUUUGACCACAGCGAAAUACAGAAUUUUAAGAGAAUGUCCAAGACUUCGACAAAAUGCAAUCAGACUAUCGUUCUGUAGUGAAUGUAGUAAGGAAAGUAGGCUUGUGAUCAUGAUGUCAUACAAAGGUAGCAUAGAAACGAAAGACAGAAUUCUGGAAAAUCUCAUGGGGGUGAAUCUGGUAUUGUAUAACUAUACUCAACCAUCUGAUGAAGGAUAUACUGUCUUCAACUCCUCUUCUGCUUCUUUCUCAUCAAGUAACGUGCCUGUUAUACCAGAAAAUGACGCAAGAAAACUUUUCAAGAAGCAUUCCAACCUUACUCUGAUAUCGGCAUCUCCAUAUAAAUCAUCAGGAUAUUUCAAAGGAAAACAUGUCAUUGUCGAAAAACACUGCAUAAGCCUUUUGUGUUUGCAUAAAGGCUACAUUCCUUUUGGAGAACGACAGUUUCCUAAACAAAUUAAUGGCUUUGACGUAGAUGUUCAGGAGGGAUAUUGUUCUUUAGGAAGUGAUAGAUCUAUAGAUUUUGGAGGACAUAUUCGUCGUGCCAAGAGAAUAAAUACUCCUGGACAUGGAAGCAUCGGGGGUUUUGUUGAUUGGCCAGGCGAUCCAAGGAAUCCUAAUGGAAAUACAGUUUGUCUAAUAACCUGCGCUCAUGUCGUGUUUUCUACAGAAGAACUGAAAAUGUCUCGGGAGGAACUCAAAGAUAAACUGAAUAAAAGCAGUGAUUUUGAGGUUGAGGUUUUUGAUAAAAACCAGCAUAAAUUUCAAGUGUGUGGACAUAUUGUUGAUAAAGAUUUCAUAGGAAGGCGCUCAUUCAUCCACAAUUCCGUUGACGCAGCUUUGAUCAAACUUGACCCAACUUUAAAGGAGUUUGGGUUCCCAGUUACUCAACCAAACCAGUUAUACUCAGCAGGUUUUGACCCAAAUAAACCACCUGUUUUUAAAGGAGAUAUUGUUAAUGUACAAGAUCCUGACCCUCAUCUGAAAAUUAGCAGCAAAAUUCCAGAUAAAUUAGACAGUGUGAUAAAAUACGGAAGUAAAACAGGUUUCACCAUUGGAAGUCUCUACUUUAAUGGAGUACACGUUCGCUUUCUGGACGAAAUUGGAGAAUUGCCAGACAAAACACCGGCUUAUAUGUUCAAUCAAAUUGAAAUCCAAAGUCUUCCCCAUGGGACAUUUUUUGAAGCUGGUGAUUCUGGAGCGUUUGUGUUUUGUAUCAACCGAGACAAGACACUAAGCUGCCUAGGGAUGGCUAUAGGUUCGAGCACAAAGGGAUCCUGUCUAGUGACACCAAUGGUUAGAAUCCUUGAUUCUUUUGAACUCCCUCAUAGAUUAAAGCCGUGCUCUCCUUUUGUUUCUGGUGUGUCAGAAAAUCAUACAAGUUCACAGUCAGGAGAUCAGAGUCGUAUUCCAACAACAGCUAAUUUGGAAGCGUUACUGUUGAAUUUUCAAACAAACAUACAAACGUCAAUAGCAGAUGUGCAAACGGCACUUGAAAGAAAAUUUGAAAAUUUGAGAACAGAAGUUCGAGAAGUUCGAGAAUCGACCGAAAAAAUACAAACAGAAGUAGAGAAUCUGAAAACAAAAGUUGAAGAUUUAGAGCCACCAAGACAAAUUUAAACAGAAGUUGAAAACUCGAAAACACAAGUAAAAUAAACAAGAAGGAUACUUUUAAAACAGUGGUCUGCAAGCUCAUCUGCCAUCAGGAGAAAUUAACAAGGGUGUCAUAAUUUAAAUGUAUGUUGUUUUGCUUUGCGGUAUAUAUACCGUAUAUCAGGUUUUUUUUCCGUGUCAUGUUUUUUUCCGCGAAUCAGAACCCAAGUCAGUAUAUUAAAUUUACGCCAAUAAAAUUUUCACUAUUUCAAAGUCCCAGUGAUUAUAUUAUUCACAAUUGUUUAAGCCUAUAAAGGAUUGGGAUGUAAAAUGUAAAGUCAUUAAGCUCGAGUUACUUCACACGGAUGAGAAAUAGAUUGAUCGACCUUCACCUCGUCAAUUUCGGAAAACCCGCUCAGCUGAUAACUCACCUGUGUUGCAUACUAACUUUAAAAUUCACAUAUAUUAUUUUCUUUAAUCUAAGCAAUCAUAGGUUCGACAACUAAAGGGUGUUGUUUUGUGACACCAAUAGUUAGAAUUGUAAAUUCUUUUGGCCUUCCUCGUCGAUUAAAGCCUUGUCCUGUCUUCGUUUCUAGGUAUACCCCCAGAGUGCCAGAUAACCCUUUCAGUUCUCAAGUACCACAGCAAAGUGAUGCUUUAUCAGAAGUGAACUUAUAAGCAAUAUAUUAUUGAAUUUGAAUGCGUCAAUAAUGAAUAUACAAACGCGAGUAUGGAGUCAUCCAUUACAGAUGUUCAGAAUCAGCAAGCGUGUGUUCAAAAUUCUUUAACUACCGUCCAGGAAGAAGUCAGCGCUUUGAAAAAUGAAGUUAAAA